AAUAGCAAGCUCCACACGAUGAAACGGCGCGGUGAGGGUGGGACACGAUAGUGCGUCACCGCAGAGCAUGCCGGGAAAGCAGCCAACAACCGCACUGACCCCCGCACAGAUGUUUAAAUAUAACGCCAAUAUAUUAGACCAAUGUUACUGACAAUGAAUUCCUAAGCUGUUUAAGUUAAGAAAAGUGGUGUCCAGUAUUUGUAAAGACCCUGUUUGUUCGGGAGCGUCUCCACUUCUACUUUCACUUUCGAUUUCACACAAAAUGGAGUAAAACGCGCUUCACGCCCAAGUUGAAGUUUCCUCCUCUCAGCGACCUGUCGAGUCGAGUCCUUCAAGCACGAUGACUGUCACAAGGGUCCCUCGCCUGUUUUUACUGAUUCUGGCGGAAUUGUACCUCACAGCCGGUGGAACAGUUGAAUCCAUCUAUGGAUUAAUAGGAAAAGAGGUGCAACUGAACCCAAAAGUGACCGGGGCCCUCAGCAGCAUCACCUGGAAGAAAGAGAAGGACAAAGUAGCUGAGUGGGACAGGAGUUUAGGACAUGAUUAUUAUGGCAGAUGUUCGACCGAAAACCAGUGUGAGCUGAAUCACUCUACUGGAGUGUUAGUAAUGAAAGGGUUAAAACGAGAAGAUGAAGGACUAUACUCUGCUGAAAUAAACAAUAAAGGACCUGCAAAGGAAUCUCAGCUCAUUGUACUCGAACCUGUGUCCAAACCCAACAUGACCACAUCCUGCAGUGAGACCCAGUGCAUCCUGACCUGUGUGGGAGAGGAGACUAAACACACCAAAUACUCCUGGAAAGAGAAUGGAAAAACUACACCUGGAAACACCUUGACAGUUCAGAAGAAGUGA
This is a messenger RNA of Scleropages formosus (Asian bonytongue), 850 nucleotides long. Its product is annotated as lymphocyte function-associated antigen 3-like. NCBI's taxonomy places the organism in Eukaryota, Metazoa, Chordata, Actinopteri, Osteoglossiformes, Osteoglossidae. The transcript has 4 exons. The coding region runs from base 341 to 850 and encodes 169 amino acids. The record is from RefSeq and is a predicted model, not a curated record. Gene Ontology annotation, cellular component: membrane.